AUGUUCAAAGUUUCCAAGCUCGUGACAUCAUCUGACGGUUGCCAAAUCUAUGCUGAAGGCGUCGGCAACCUCGAGGGUCCCACUAUCGUCUUGCUACUUUCUAAAGUCUAUCUUCUGAGAUAUGACAUGAGAAGUCAUGGCAGGAGCGGCAGACCCGUAAACCAGAGCGAUUAUUCCUCCCCAAAGUUCGCAGAGGAUUUCAUGGCUGCGGUCGAGGGAUUUAAUCGACAAAAGCCUCAUCUCCUCGGCUGGAGUCUAGGAGCAACUGUUGCGACAGAUGACGUCGCCGAUGCGCUAAAAGCAAGGAUCGAUUUUGUCGAUUCUACGAUCAAUAACUGCAACGCUUCGAACUGGGACGACCGGUUACUUUGUGUUGGGGCAUUCGGUCACCUGAACGCCAUGUCGCGGCAGCAAGAUCCGGAACCCCUUUUGGAUGCAGGGAGUAAGGGAUUAGGAUUGCUCCAUCUAUAUGGAGACGCCGAUAAACAGCUGGACAACGCGGUAGCUGAGGCCCAACGCGCUGAGACUGACAACACGGACGAAGCACCAUGGAAGGAGAGGAAAUAUGCGAACCAACACGGACCAGACGCAGCUUACCAAACAGAUUUCCCUGCCAUCCAUAUGAUGGUGAUGAGCAAGACUUUGGCAGAGCUUGUCUGGUUCGGUCAUUCCACACGUGCCAGUGCAGGUCACACAAUCGCGUCGUUCAUAGUGGUUGCAAUCACUAGCUUCAUCAUUGACCACAAGUGA
This is a messenger RNA of Suillus bovinus, 750 nucleotides long. RefSeq lists its product as uncharacterized. Lineage: Eukaryota; Fungi; Basidiomycota; Agaricomycetes; Boletales; Suillaceae. The coding region runs from base 1 to 750 and encodes 249 amino acids. The transcript has 8 exons. The record is from RefSeq and is a predicted model, not a curated record.